Messenger RNA from Pieris brassicae (large cabbage white), 2880 nucleotides. RefSeq names its product AP-3 complex subunit mu-1 (gene carmine). The transcript has 10 exons. The record is from RefSeq and is a predicted model, not a curated record. Gene Ontology annotation, biological process: intracellular protein transport; endocytosis. NCBI's taxonomy places the organism in Eukaryota, Metazoa, Arthropoda, Insecta, Lepidoptera, Pieridae. The coding region runs from base 99 to 1349 and encodes 416 amino acids. Gene Ontology annotation, cellular component: cytoplasmic vesicle; clathrin adaptor complex.
UUGUAAAUUAAAUGCAAAUGUAAUUUAGUUUGCCAACAUACAAAGUUAUUUUAUGAAAUAAAUAUAUAAAAAUCGUGUUUUAAUAUAACUUAUAAAACAUGAUUCAUAGUUUAUUCAUUAUAAACCCAUCUGGGGAUGUUUUUCUUGAAAAACACUGGAGAAGCGUUAUACCUCGAUCUGUUUGUGAUUAUUAUCUUGAAGCGCAGAGAGCCUCACCAAAUGAUGUCCCACCAGUUUUAGCAGCUCCUCACCAUUAUUUAAUAUCAAUUCAAAGAGGUGGGGUAGCACUUGUAGCUGUGAGUAAGCAAGAGGUUGCACCGCUUUUUGUUAUUGAAUUCUUACACAGGGUAGUUGAUACAUUUCAGGAUUAUUUCUCAGAUUGUACGGAGACUAUUAUAAAAGAGAAUUAUGUUGUUGUGUAUGAGUUGUUGGAUGAAAUGUUAGACAAUGGAUUCCCCCUAGCGACUGAGAGUAAUAUAUUAAAAGAACUCAUUAAACCACCAAACAUACUCCGAACAAUUGCUAAUACUGUUACUGGUAAAUCAAAUGUGUCCUCAAUAUUGCCAUCUGGUCAGCUCUCAAAUGUACCAUGGCGUAGAUCCGGUGUCAAAUAUGCUAAUAAUGAAGCAUAUUUUGAUGUUGUGGAGGAAGUUGAUGCUAUUAUUGAUAAAAGUGGAGCUACUGUUUCUGCUGAAAUACAAGGAUAUGUUGAUUGUUGUAUUAAGUUGAGUGGAAUGCCAGAUCUAACUUUAACAUUUGUGAAUCCAAGACUAUUUGAUGAUGUAUCAUUCCAUCCUUGUGUUAGAUUUAAGAGAUGGGAGUCUGAAAGAAUCCUUUCUUUCAUACCACCGGACGGUAACUUUAGAUUAAUGUCGUAUCACGUAGGCUCACAAAGUGUGGUGGCUAUACCAAUAUAUGUCAGACACAAUCUUGUACUAAAAUCCAAUGGAGAUCAGGGAAGACUUGACUUGACAGUUGGACCGAAGCAAACAAUGGGACGGACCUUAGAAAAUGUAUCACUUGAAAUCUGUAUGCCGAAAUGUGUGUUGAAUUGUUCCCUGACCGCCAAUCAAGGAAAGUAUUCCUAUGACCCCGUCAGUAAAAUUUUGAUAUGGGAAAUCGGACGUGUGGAACUGCCAAAAUUGCCUAAUAUUAGGGGAACGGUAUCGGUUGUUUCUGGAGCAGACACAACAGGUGCAAAUCCAAGUAUCAAUGUACACUUGACGAUACCGGCGUUCGCUGUAAGCGGCUUGCGUGUGAGUCGUCUAGAUAUGUAUGGAGCUAAAUAUAAGCCAUUUAAGGGUGUAAAGUACGUCACUAAAGCGGGAAAAUUCCAUAUACGUAUGUGAUGUAAAUAGUUUUCUUAGAUUUAUAAGCCUAACGUUGUAUUCAAAUUUAAUUCAUACAUUAACGUCAUUAAAAUUGUGAAACACCAGUACUAAAAAUAUAUUGUGUUUUCUCGUGUUAAUUGACUGACUUCAGAAGAAUGUUCUUGAUAAACAUUCUAGAUUAAAAUUAGUCGAGUCUCAAAAGUGCUGGAAGUCUUAACAUUUACACUAUAAAAACCGUUCUGUAAAGUACUUUAAAUAACGUAGGAAAUUAAUGCAAUAAUUAUUAUUUUUUACUUGAACACUUGACUGAAUUUUUAUUUAAUUUUCAACAGAAUUGAGACAUUGCUUUUAUACUUUUCUGCUGCUAUUUCAAUAUUGUAAUGAGAUCUGAUUAGCUUAAAUUUUUUUUACACGAUUUAAAAAGGGACAUUAGUACUAAGCAUUUUCUGUUAAGUAAAACAGUAUUGGGGUUAAGAAAUCUUUUUCCAAAAGUCGAAUCGGAAAUCAUGACUAAUAAAUAUGCAAAUUAAUGAUCCCUUCAUUAGUGAAGAUAACCUUACGCCUAGAAAAAAAUACGAAACAGUGGCACGACUUGGUGUCUAGUACAUUAAGCCUCUUACUAACUAACUCCUUAGCAUAAAGAAUUUGUGUAGUAAACUUUACAAAUUUCGUAAAACACUAGCUUCCCCUGCGAACUUCGUUUCGCAUUUAUAUGAUUUUUUGCCCAGCCUACUUUUUGAGUAGCUACAUACUCAUGGAACAUUUUUCUGUGAUACCCCAUUGAGACUGAUCGCUUUUCCAAAAUAAUUUUUUUUUAUUUUUCUCUCCAUUAAAACCUUCAGAGUUCAAGCAAGAAAUUUAAAAAAAAUACUCGAAUUAGUCCGGCCUCGGGUUUUGAACGUAUUUUAUGAUUCAUUUUUAGAUAUACAAUCAAAAUCUGUUACAACGACAUGAAAGGGACUACUCAUAUUUGCUCGUAAAAACAGCCGAUGACACUUUUAUCCGCCGGGACCUUUGAUUUUGGUCAAUAUAACCGGUAUGUUGUUAAAUCGAUGUCGUCGUAAACGGUUUUGACUGUAUAUAUAUUUGAAUAGAGAUACUUAAUGAAAUAGGCAAUCAGGCUCCUCAAUAGUUCAGUUUUAAUUUCAUUAGUUAAUAAUAUUAGUGUAGAAUUCAGGGUCUUCCAUACAUUGGGCCCGUGCAAUUUGUUAUCAUUUUAUUCAAUUACUGUGUAAAUGUUAUUAUAAAACUUAUGAUAGUGAGUUUUAGAAGAAUACUUGAUAAGGAUGGUCUAAUGCAUUUAAAAAAAUGUAUAUACUUUGCACUAAGUGGUGGCGUAAGAAAUGUUAUGUUCAUUUAGUAUAUAGUUCAUAUUUAAAGUGGAUUGAAGUAAUGACCAUCGUUCUUUAAUUAUUGACGAUUGUUUUAAUAUUAGUAAUAAAUAUAAAUUACCGUUAGAUAUAUAGAAAAUUCCCUUUUAUUGAUUCAAGUUGAAUGUAUAAACAUUUAGGCUAUAUAUCUUAUGUUGAAUAUAUUUUUUUUCAUAUAA